Botrytis byssoidea is the source of this 510-nucleotide messenger RNA. RefSeq lists its product as uncharacterized. NCBI's taxonomy places the organism in Eukaryota, Fungi, Ascomycota, Leotiomycetes, Helotiales, Sclerotiniaceae. Bases 1 to 510 code for a protein of 169 amino acids. The record is from RefSeq and is a predicted model, not a curated record. The transcript has a single exon.
AUGUCUUCGGCGGAGAAGAGAUCGGGAGUUGAUGGUGAAGAUGAUGAGAUUGCGGAUAUGAGAGAGUUGGAAUUGGGACUGGGAGCGAUGGAAUUUGAUGCAGUGGGAGGAUUGUCGGCACAUGGUGUGUGCGAAGCCCAAGAGCGGGGAAAUUCUGAAGUGCUUGUGGAGGUUAACGACACCGAUAUAACUGAAGACCCGGGGUUUGAUAACGGUUCAAACGAUGACCCUUCGACAAGGAAUUCGGGCCACGAUCCUGGCCAGGAUUUUGGCAUUCAAAGUGAUACUGAUGGGUGGAGAGAAGAGUCAUAUCAUGAAAUAUGGAGGCACGAAGAUACCAAAACACAUGUUCUAGACGCCUCGGUUGGCCCCAUUAUCAAUCAUGACAGCGAUAUGGGUGUGGAUGAACAUGAUUAUGAGGUCUCUCCAACGGAACAUGAAGAGAGUGAAGAAGAAGAAAGUCCGGGCGAUUGUCGUUCAGAUUAUUCAGAUAUCUUUUCUAGAUCUUAG